This is a messenger RNA of Ipomoea nil (Japanese morning glory), 777 nucleotides long. RefSeq lists its product as uncharacterized. The transcript is spliced from 3 exons. Lineage: Eukaryota; Viridiplantae; Streptophyta; Magnoliopsida; Solanales; Convolvulaceae. The record is from RefSeq and is a predicted model, not a curated record. The coding region runs from base 124 to 756 and encodes 210 amino acids.
AAUAGAGGACCUGUUCAACCAGAAAUCUUACGGAAUCCAAAAUGGUAUCCUUAUUUUGAGAAAUGUAUAGGUGCCAUUGAUGGAACACAUGUGGCAGCUUGGGCACCAACAUCAAAACAAAAGAUGUAUCGUGGUCGAAAGGGCUCAAUGGUGACCCAAAAUGUCAUGGCCGUUUGUUCACAUGACAUGAUGUUUACUUACGUACACGCAGGAUGGGAGGGAAGUGCCAAUGAUUCCCGCAUAUUUUUAGAUGCAAUUGCAAAACCUGAACAUGGAUUUCCUAUGCCUUCUCAAGGUUAUUACUAUGUUGUCGAUGCCGGUUAUCCAAAUACUCCUGGGUUUUUGGCACCUUAUCGUGGGGAGAGCUAUCACUUAAAUGAGUUCCGUGGACGAGGACGAAUACGAAAUAAGCAAGCUCUAUUCAACUAUCGACACUCGUCCUUGCGUAAUGUCAUAGAGAGGUGUUUUGGGUUACUAAAAGCGAGGUUCCCAAUUCUUAAAUACAUUCAUGGUUAUCCGUUGCGAAGACAAGUCCAAAUUCCUAUCGCUUGUUGUGCAAUGCACAAUUUUAUACGGAUGCAUGAUGCUAUGGACCAAUUAUUUACCGAAUAUGAAAGGGAAGACAUGGAAAUGCCUAGUAGUAGUGGAAGCAAUGGUGGAAAUGAUCCCAUAGAAUUAGAUAUGUCUCAACAACAUGUUAUGCAUGAAGUUCGAGAAGACAUAGCAAAUGCUAUAUGGGGAGAUUGUAAUCAAUGAUGUUCUUGUUUUAUAACCAAA